AUGUCUGAACGAAACUAUAUCCGCUGGGAUGCUGAUGGCGUUGAAAGGAUUCCACCCAACGAACAAGAGGAUAUCCAAGAGACAGUCAAGAAAAUCAAUGAAAUCCAGAGACGCUUCUAUGAAAAGAAUGGGCAUUGCUUUGGAGGGACCCAUGCUCGAACCCAAGGAAUUGUCAAGGGCAAACUCCAUGUGUCCGAUGAUCUACCUUCCCACUUGAAGCAGACAGAACUCUUUUCACAAGCUGGAGAGUUUCCUAUCAUUUGUCGAUACAGCUCUGAACCAAGUGAUCCUAAGCUUGACGACCGUAUUCCUCAACCACGCGGUCUAGCAAUGAAAGUCUUCAACGUCAAAGGCGACAUGUUUGAAGCAGGCAAAGACUUUCCAACCCAAGACAUUGAGUUCAACAGUACUCCAGCACUUGAUCUCGCAGAUGCAAAAACUACAAAAGAGAUUAUUGAUCUUCGUCUGAAGUAUGGAUACAACACCAAGAAACAAGACGAGAAGAUCGAGCAAAGAGAAGACAAAGAACUUCAACAAGCCCGAAACCAAGUACCUAACCAACAUUUGGAGUCCAUCACGUUCUACUCACAGACUGCAUAUCGUUUUGGGGACUAUGUUGUCAAGUAUAAUCUUGUCCCAAGCAGCGCAGCCCAGAAGAGCCGAAGAGAGGAAACUGUUGAUAAACAACCUGACGGUGUCUUGCAUGAAUGGUUACAGGAUUUCUAUCGGAACAAUGAAGCGGAGUAUCUCUUCCAAGUACAGCUUUUGGAGAAUCUCGAAGAACAGCCUGUCGAAUACGGUGGUACGGAGUGGGACUCUGACAAGUAUCCAUGGCAGACGGUGGGAAAGCUCGUUUUUCCAAAGCAAGAGAGCUGGAAUGAGGAGAGAAACAGGUUCUGGGUUGAUCACCUACGGGUUGAUCCAUGGCACGGGCUUGUUAGCUUUCAGCCAUUGGGAAGUCCAAACAGACUGCGACGCAUUCAGAGUUAA
Messenger RNA from Fusarium poae, 990 nucleotides. RefSeq lists its product as uncharacterized. Bases 1 to 990 code for a protein of 329 amino acids. The record is from RefSeq and is a predicted model, not a curated record. Lineage: Eukaryota; Fungi; Ascomycota; Sordariomycetes; Hypocreales; Nectriaceae. Gene Ontology annotation, molecular function: heme binding. The transcript is spliced from 3 exons.